AUGGAAAAAUUAAAAUGUUGUGUGCAAACAUAUGCAUGGGGUAAAAAAGGUAUGGCAAGUGAGGUAGCCCGAAUUUAUGCUACCGGAAAUCUCGAUGCAACCAUUGAUAGUAGAACCUCAUAUGCUGAGUUAUGGAUGGGUACACAUCCCGAUGGACCAUGUCAAAUUCAACGAUCUCAGAAAAAACUUUCCCAACACAUUGCUGAAUGCGAAGACAGUAGCACUGAAAGGCAUCUUCCAUUCAUUAUGAAAUUAAUGAGCAUACAGCAUAAUUUAUCCAUACAGGUUCAUCCUACAAAGGAACAAGCAGUACAACUAAAUGAUCGUGAUCCAAUUCAUUAUCCUGAUCGGAAUCAUAAACCAGAACUUGCUUAUGCGCUUACUCGAUUUGAAUUGUUGUGCGGUUUUCGACCUGCUGACCAAAUUUGUGCAAAUUUUGAAGCUUUCCCAGAAUUAAGAUAUUUAAUGGGUGAGGAUACGUCGCAGGCAUUUCAAAUAUUUGCAAGAGCCGGAGUUGAUGGAGAAUGUGAAACACUGAAAUCUGCCCUGGCUGUAUGCUUCAAAAAAUUAAUGAAACAUUCUAAAGAUAACGCCGAUGAAGUGAAAACAUUACUCGACUCUGUCCUUAAAAAACUCGUUUGUGGAAUACGUGGAUCUCUUGGCGAAGAGACGGUGGCAGUAAUUCAGAAAAUGUCAAAAGAUUUUCCGGGUGAUAUUGGUUGUUUUAUACCGCUCCUUCUGAAUCACAUCAUCUUAUCACCCGGAGAAUGUUGUUACUAUGGCGCUCAAGAACUUCAUGUUUAUCUUUCCGGAGAGUGUAUAGAAUGUGUUGGCUGUUCAAACAACACAAUUCGAGCGGCAUGCACAUCAAAAUUUAUCGAUAUCGAUACCUUAUGUGAAGUUCUAAACUACCGAAUGACCGAUCCGUCGUAUUAUUUUGUAUCCCCAACUAUUUUAAAAAAUUUCCCACAUAUCCAUGUUUACGAUCCUGACUGCGAGGAUUUUACACUUCACGAAGUUAAAGUGCCAUCAUCAUCGCCAACAAAAGAAUUACCAGUAUUCAUUCCAAGCUUAGAAUGCGGCAGUAUUAUGUUGGUGAUGGAGGGUGAAGGCAUCAUCGAAAAUUAUUCCGCAAAACGGAAAACACAACAAUCUUUAACAAUAAGGCGGGGUGAUGUAAUCUACAUAGAAUCACAUGCCCAACUACGUUUCGUGAAAUGCACUCGAGAUAUCCUAGCAUAUCGGACGUUUAGCUAUGAGAAAGGACCUGACCAUUUGUUUUACAACACUAAUAAAACAGCGGUAUCGGAGACGAAUCAUGUCACAGUUCAAAUGAAUGGUCGCAUCAAGCCUUUGAUUAUGGAUGAUGAUGCCGAAAUGUUCGAUAUCGAAAAUGAAAUGGAUGGAAUCUGCUAA
Molecule: messenger RNA, 1416 nt
Organism: Acanthocheilonema viteae
Lineage: Eukaryota; Metazoa; Nematoda; Chromadorea; Rhabditida; Onchocercidae
Source: the annotation of a GenBank genome assembly